AACCAGGCCGUUUUGUGGUAGUCGGGAAUUGCUUCUUUCAGUCUCUGUUGCAUUUUUCGCGCAAAAAUGCCGGAUCCAGCAAAAUCCGCUCCUGCUCCCAAGAAGGGCUCCAAAAAGGCUGUUACGAAAGUGCAGAAGAAGGACGGAAAGAAGCGCAAGCGCAGCCGCAAGGAGAGCUACUCCGUUUACGUGUACAAGGUGCUGAAGCAGGUUCACCCCGACACCGGCAUCUCGUCCAAGGCUAUGGGCAUCAUGAACUCCUUCGUCAACGACAUCUUCGAGCGCAUCGCGGGAGAGGCGUCCCGCCUGGCGCACUACAACAAGCGCUCCACCAUCACGUCCCGCGAGAUCCAGACGGCCGUGCGCCUGCUGCUGCCCGGCGAGCUGGCCAAGCACGCCGUGUCCGAGGGCACCAAGGCGGUCACCAAGUACACCAGCUCGAAGUAAGGGUGUGCAAGGGACGCAAUAGAUCAACCACCUUACCCCAAAGGCUCUUUUCAGAGCCACUUCAGUAAUCGAGAUAGCAGCUGUAAACACUUGCCAGAGCGUUGGAUAGCUUUUGGUCAGGUGGGGAUUGUGACCAUGGUCACGGAUGCAUUCGGGUUUAGGACUAAGGAGUUUCCUGUAAUCCUGUAAUGAGUUGGCUCUCAGUCAUCCUCGCCCAGUCUUACUGAGUUGCUAGUUACCUGUACGAAGAGAUUAGAAAGGUUUGACUGUCGUUCUGGGAUGUUUUGGAGGGAGGGAGGGAGGGAGGCGCGGGGUGGUUUCCCACCCCUUCAACCUUUAACCUGUAUCUCCAAAGUCGUUUUCCUUUUCGUUUCUGAAAGUAAUGAACGAGAUGAGAUUUCCUAUACAGAUGAGAAACCCUCAGUCUAACCUCUUUCUAUUUCUUAGUGUUUUAAUCUGUUUAACCAUAUACCUAGAGGCGUCUGUCACAAACUUUGUCGAAUAUAGCCAUGUGCUUUCGUCCCUUAGCCUUUUUGCAGGUCCUGACUUAGCCAUCCUCCCCUAACUUCCAUUCCAGUGACUUCAAUCAGGGAGAUAUAUUGCCACCGCCCCCACCCCCUAUGGAGUAUUUGGCAAUAUCUAUAGAUGUUUUGGGUUGUCAGGUGGGGUGCUACAAGUAUCCAAUGGGCAGAGGCCGGGAGUGCUAAGCAUAAGGCAGAGGACAGUCUGGGGGGACAAAGCUACCUAGCCUAUAAUGUCGAUCUUUGGCGAUUGAGAGACCCCAGUGCCCAAAGACAUCCCUAAUCUUCAGGAUUUAAUCCUCAUAUCAAUCAAACUUUUCCUUAACCCUACCAGUCCAUGUUUUUGUUCUUGGUGAAAGCUGAGCACUUCAUAGGCUGUUUACAGGUCCUUCUCCACAAGAAAAUACCUCCUCCAGGGCAAGGACCGUGUCUUGGUUCUGUAACAAACUUUCCCAAUUAUAAGAAUCACCUUUGCGCUUGUUAAACCCUCUUCCAGGUGCUUAUCCUGAGGUUUCCUGAUUCAGCUAGACUGGAGGUGGGACCUGAGGAGGUGGUUGGUUUUUAGUGUUCUCAGGAGUGUGGAUGUUUUAAUAGGUGUUGGGUACUCAGGUUAAUCGACCUGUGGGUGUGUCACAGUCUUUGUGUCACAGAUGUUCUGAGAAAGGAAACAAUUUGAGGAUGAGUGGAGGGGAAUUUGUGGUGUAGAGAAGGCCACAGUUAAUAUGUGGGAUGAAUUUCUGAAGACCUCUCAGUUCAAAACUUGUAUAACUCAAGACUCAUCCUGACAAAAGCCAGUGGAUGCUGCUUUUGCCAAAUAAAAUAUACCCUUGGUGCAACUGGAAAAUCUUAGUUUAUAAUUAACUUGACAGCCUUUGAAAUUAAGCCAUUCUUGAUAAAUCUUGGGGGAAUUAACAACUUUGUGCUUAAAAUGAAUUUUACUAAUAAUUUUUAUGAUGUUGGAGUUCAAAUUUACACGCAAUUAAAAGUUAUAUAAAAUGUGG
Chlorocebus sabaeus (green monkey) is the source of this 1969-nucleotide messenger RNA. RefSeq names its product histone H2B type 2-F. Gene Ontology annotation, molecular function: protein heterodimerization activity; DNA binding; structural constituent of chromatin. NCBI's taxonomy places the organism in Eukaryota, Metazoa, Chordata, Mammalia, Primates, Cercopithecidae. The record is from RefSeq and is a predicted model, not a curated record. Gene Ontology annotation, cellular component: nucleosome.